This is a messenger RNA of Lindgomyces ingoldianus, 1062 nucleotides long. RefSeq lists its product as uncharacterized. The record is from RefSeq and is a predicted model, not a curated record. Gene Ontology annotation, cellular component: plasma membrane; cell cortex of cell tip. Lineage: Eukaryota; Fungi; Ascomycota; Dothideomycetes; Pleosporales; Lindgomycetaceae. Gene Ontology annotation, biological process: fungal-type cell wall organization. The annotation marks the transcript as partial. The transcript has 3 exons.
CGAAUAUCGGCAAUCCUCCCGUUCGCGUUCGCUGUGGUAUCAUUUUCUUUAACACUAGUGCUUUUGAUUGCAGGGAGCAAGCCGGGGUAUCUCGAUGAGGAUUUUAUCAUCUCAAUAAACGCUUCAAAAGUCGGUCAAGACAUAAUACGCCUUGAGCAAGCAACACCCACAUCCACGCCACCGACCUCCACUGCCUCAUCAACAGCAAACCCACUAGACUUUCUAAAUCCACUCUCUACCUCAAAUCCCUUGAACCCAGAUAACCCCAACAAUCCUCUCUCGGGCUUACUUGGUCCUAUCACUGGAAACAUUACGGACGCUCUAAACGAAGGAAUUGAAGAUAGCCUAAACACUAUCGUAGGAGCCCUAGUGGAUGCUGCCGGCGUCCGUGAUUUCUACCAUUUGUUUCUCGAGUCCAUUUGUGAAGGCGAUGCCACAAAUUCUACGGACGGGGAGAGUGAGGUUAAGAUUGAUCAAUGCUCAGGCUAUGAUGAUAAGGCUGCUGGCCUAAACAACUUAACAUCCAAAAUCCACUCUUCCAUCGUAAUUGGAACCACAAACGUCUCAGUCCCCCUAAUCGCCUCCCUCCAAUCCUCUUUUACAUCUCUCUCAGCAACUGCAGGGGGGGUUCGUAAAGCAAUCAUCGCCUUCCUCAUCAUCUCAAUGCUAGGUUCCGGUCUCGCGUUCUUGGUCACCCUCCCAGCAAUAUACUUCACGGAAUCUAGAAUCCUCAUCUACAUCCUCCUCUUCAACGCCACACUUGCAUCAACAUUCCACUUGCUCGCCGCGGUAAUUCUGACGGGUCUUAUCGUGGCAGCUGCAUCAAUUGUGAAUGGGCUUGGUGAUGCAGUGGGCUUGCAUAUUGGACAGGGAAAUAAAGUGUUGUUGUUUGUGUGGUUAGGGUGGGGAUUUGUGACGCUAGUGCAGAUGUAUUGGUUUACGGUCUGGUUUGUUGAGGUUCGGACUUGGAGUUUUGUGAGGAGGGUGAGGAACGAGAAUGAGAGAGGGAAUUGGAGGGGCGUGUGGAGGGAAGUUUGGGGAGAUUUGAAGGGUCGGAAGGGG